This is a messenger RNA of Trichoplax adhaerens, 2268 nucleotides long. RefSeq lists its product as uncharacterized. The coding region runs from base 1 to 2268 and encodes 755 amino acids. Gene Ontology annotation, cellular component: extrinsic component of endosome membrane; early endosome membrane; late endosome membrane. The transcript is spliced from 14 exons. The record is from RefSeq and is a predicted model, not a curated record. Gene Ontology annotation, biological process: early endosome to late endosome transport. Gene Ontology annotation, molecular function: protein binding; phosphatidylinositol 3-kinase regulator activity. NCBI's taxonomy places the organism in Eukaryota, Metazoa, Placozoa, Uniplacotomia, Trichoplacea, Trichoplacidae.
AUGACUGCCGCCAUUCCAGUGUUAGAUGAGAAAAUUAAGGAGUAUUUCCUAUUUCGUGGAUUUACGGAAACAUUAAAAAGCUUUGAAGCCGAAAUCAAAGCCGAUAAGAAUAAAAGCUUCAAGAUUGGAAAAAUUAUCGAACAAUUGCUUUAUCAUAUAAAGUCUUACGACAUUGUUGGCUUAAAAGAAUUUUAUGCUGGCUUAGACAGACAAUUUUUUUGCCGACUGGAACGUAAUCAACUACCGAACGUCCGUCGUGUUGAAAAUGGAUUGCUUCGUUAUUAUUUAGUGAACGCAGUUCAAAAUAAUAAGCAUGAAAAGGUCAUUGAAUUUUUUCAGAAAUACUCGGCUGAAUUACUAAAUCAGAGUGAUUGGAAGGAGUGGUUUGCCUUGCCCUUUGUAAAGAAUCCAGAGCAAAGCCCCACGUUUUCUAUUUAUUUUCACAAAUCUUGGUUAGAAUCAUUUGUGCUAUCUUUACACAACUUCCUGAGCGUAAUAUGCCACACCAUGCAUAUCCUUUAUAUUAAUAUCAAAGAGAGUAUACAAAGUUUACCCGUACCUAGUAUAUUAAAUUUUGAAAAUGAAAUGAUCAAAUUCCACGAACUUGAGGAAGAAUAUCAGGCGCUGCAAAAAAGUUAUUCUGAAAUGCAGACGGCCCUAAAUAAGCAGUCACAAGAACCGAAUUCUAACAGGAUUAUUGAGAAUAAGAAAGCAGUGGAGCUUCCGAUUAUAACUAAGAAAUCUGAUAAACUCAAUAAGAAAGAAAAGCGUUUCCAAUUGAAUGGAUCGUUAACUAAAUCUAAGAAUGAUGAGUUAGGCAAUAGAGAUAGUGCUGAUGGCGAUCGCCGAAAUCCUGUAAAAGAUGUCAAUGACAGCAAAAAAACGACUUCGGCUGAACGACAAAGCAAUGCGUUAAAACAGAGUAUAUCCGCUCAAAACAUUACAACAAAGAAACCCGGUAACGAAGAUGCUACGAAAUCUGUGCAAGUAGUUCCUGAGUCUACAGACGCACAGAGCCAAAUAUCUCAUUCAGUAUCGCAGGUGCUAUCAUCGAGCACGAUAUCCCCUGGGAUAAAUUUUCAUGUCCCCACUCAUUCAUCUUCACAAGAAACAGCUUCGUCUGUGCCUCCAGCUCCUCCUCCUCCGCCUGUAUCGAAAGUUAAUCGAAAUAAGCAGAUAUCUAAUAACGGAAAUCGAAUUAGAGAUAGUAAAAAUCCUUAUAAGUAUUUGGAACAUCACUCUGCAAUAAUUCAAUGUCGAUUUUCAUUCGAUGCCAAGUAUGUUGGUAGCUUAGAAACAGAUGGUGUCGCCAAAAUAUGGAAUCAUCAACCAAAUAUAUCAACGGUAGAUACAUUAGUAUCGAAGCCACCUGGCUUUGUAUCGUUGGAAUGGAUCAGCAAUUGUGACAAGUUGCUGUUAGGCACGGGAGAUGGUACCAUUCGAAUUUAUGAUAGUAGUGUCAGGAAAACCGUUAAGGAUAUUGAAGUUGACAAGGAAUAUCCCAGAGUUCAAGUUCUAGCAUCUAGUCCUACAGGAACCUCGUUUGUAAGCGCAAAUCAGGCCAGAAUUUCAUUUAACAGUGUUAUGAACAACAAAGGCCAAAAGAAUCACAUAUCCUUCUCUGGCAUUGACACUAAGUCAGGAGUUUUGUUGACUUGGGAUAUGACGACUAUGAUGAAGCAGGAAUCGCUACCUUUGGAAAAAUCUGUUUUCAUUAAUUGUAUAUCAUACAAUGUUAGCGGAAAUCUUCUUAUUACUGGCGGAAGUGACGGCAAAUGUAGAUUAUACGAUAUUACCAACAACUUGCGCACUGCAACUUGGCAAGCACAUAAUGGAACAGUCUAUGCUGUGCAGUUUAGUGGUGAUGAUAACAGUAUUUAUAGCAUGGGUGCCGAUAGAAAAUUCAUUCAAUGGAGUAUGCGUACAAUAGGUACCAAAAUUGCUGAUUUUAAUGUUACCCAAGGUGCAUUUGGAGGCUUCUGUACACCCAAUUCACAAGGCAGCAUGGAUAAAAAGUAUUAUACUCCUCGUGGAAAUCUUUUCUCCUUUGAUUCUAAAGGCGAAUACGUCAUUACGUUUGCAUCGACUUGUGGACACAUUUAUAGGGUUAAGGAUUCUGAAGAAGGUAAUUUAUUCAAGGUGCUUACUUUAGGGACACAUCAGUUACCUGUGAUGUGUGUGGAUUGGUUUACAGCGAAUACUUCUGGCACCGGUGUAACAGGGUCUUUAGAUGGUACUAUUCAUGUAACAAAUUUUUUGAAAAGUUGA